This is a messenger RNA of Prorocentrum cordatum, 1248 nucleotides long. The record is from the annotation of a GenBank genome assembly. Lineage: Eukaryota; Dinophyceae; Prorocentrales; Prorocentraceae.
AUGAACUUUCAGGCAGAGUUGGCUCGGCAGUACUUCGAGCACGCGCCGUCGCCCAACCGCAGCUCCUCGCCCGCUGGCUCGGCCGCCGACGAGGACGCCGGCCGCGCGGGCGCAGACGCCGCCCCAGGCGGCCCCCCCGAGGCCGCGCCCCCGCACGGCGGCGCCACGGCCGGGCCGGGCGCCUGCGACCGAGAGGUGCCGCGCUGCUGCCCCGGCACGCGCCUGUCUUCUGCGGCGCGCGGCUGCAGGAGCAGCUCGCCCGCGCCGCGCGCCGGCGAGGGCGCGGAGCCUGCCGCGGCGGAGGGCACCGCGGACGGCGGCCUCCGGGGCGUCAGCCCGGCGGCCGCGGACCUGUGGAGCGACUGCGACGACAUCGCCCACGAGGACCUGGUGGACUGGCUCGCGGACUUCGCGCGGCUCCGCCUGCGGGCGCAGGGGCGCGAGGCCCCCUGGGACGUGUGCGCACUGCCCGGCGACCCGCGCGGCGCUCCACAGGAGGGCCUCCGCGCGUUCCUGCGCUCGCUGCUCUCGCCCGCGCCCCCCGCGCUGGCGGCCCAGGAGGCCGCCGUGCCGCGCGGCUGGGGCGGCGGCGCGCGGCACGGCGGCGCGAAGCUGCCCUGGGCCGAGCCGUCGGCGGAGGCGGGCUCGCAGUCGACGCUGUCGGCCCCGCGCACCAGCUGGGAGGCGCCCACCACGGCGCUCAGCGCCUCCGCCUCGUCCUCCAGCGCCUCCGCGGGCACGGGCGCGGGGCAGGGCUGCCCUGUGGCCCGGGGCUGGCAGCCGCGGCCCGCGGAGGCGGCGGCGGAGGGAUGCGGCCGCCUCCCGCGCGGCUGGGGACACGCCGCGGCCGGAACGCGGGCGAUGCAGGAGUGGGAGAUCGAGUUCGUGCUGCAGGGCGUCCUCGCCGCGUCGCCGCCCCUCGGCGCGCCUCCCGCGGCGCGCGGCGGCCCGCCCGCGGCGGAGACGCAGUGGCACCGCGGCGGCGCGGCGGCCAGCCAGCGGUUCCCGCCCGGCAGCGCCGAGGCGUGGGCGGCAGGCACCUACGGCCCCGCGGCGGCGUGGCGGCCGGCGGCUGCGUCGUGGCCGCAGUGCACGCGCUGAGGGGGGGCGCGGCGCCUCGUCGCGGCCGCUGUCUGCCGCCUUCCCCAGGCGGUCGGUGGGCACGUGCAAAGUACGGCCUCGCUCCCUCGUGCUCUCCGCGGUGCACUCUGAUCGCGGCAGUCCAGCUCCCGCGGCAGCAGACGAAAG